This is a messenger RNA of Microthlaspi erraticum, 225 nucleotides long. Lineage: Eukaryota; Viridiplantae; Streptophyta; Magnoliopsida; Brassicales; Brassicaceae. The record is from the annotation of a GenBank genome assembly.
AUGGAUAAGGUUAAGCAUGAUGAGAUCAUGCUGCUCAUAAGGCAAUACUUAGUGGAACACGGCAUGCCGUCUGCUGUUCAAGCCCUUGAUAAAGAAGAGAAGAAGAUAGCUAAUAUUGACGAAUUCAGAUCCCUUGUCCUACGAGGUGACUUCGAAGCAGCUAUGAAACUCUUUACAGAUGCUCAGAAGACUUUCAAUCAAACCACCUUGCAGAUAUUAUUUUAA